Drosophila bipectinata is the source of this 878-nucleotide messenger RNA. It is a transcript of the gene twr, whose product is annotated as signal peptidase complex catalytic subunit SEC11 homolog C twr. Gene Ontology annotation, molecular function: serine-type endopeptidase activity. The record is from RefSeq and is a predicted model, not a curated record. Lineage: Eukaryota; Metazoa; Arthropoda; Insecta; Diptera; Drosophilidae. Gene Ontology annotation, cellular component: signal peptidase complex; membrane.
CGCAUUCUUUGGUCACUCUGACACAUACGUGUCUGUAAUUUUCUGUCUUCGUGGACGAGGCCCGAGCAUUUUGUUAAAUCCCCAUUUAAUUGCAUUUAGCUAGGUUAAUCUUCGCCAAACAGCCCACAAAGGACAGCCGCCACCAUGGGCAUUGCAAGCAUGUUGCAGAUCGACGAGAUGCUGGGGGACUUCAACAGAAUGAACAAACGUCAGUCCCUGUAUCAGGUGCUGAGCUUCGCGAUGAUUGUCUCCUCGGCGCUGAUGAUCUGGAAAGGUCUGAUGGUGGUCACCGGCAGCGAGUCACCCAUUGUGGUGGUUUUGAGUGGGAGUAUGGAGCCGGCUUUCCACCGUGGAGACCUCCUCUUCCUUACCAACUACAAGGAGGAGCCGGUGCGCGUCGGUGAGAUUGUUGUCUUCAAGGUGGAGGGCAGAGACAUUCCCAUAGUCCAUCGCGUGAUCAAGUUGCACGAAAAGGAGGAUGGCACCGUCAAAUUCCUGACCAAGGGCGACAACAACAACGUGGACGAUCGGGGCCUGUACGCUCCCAACCAGCUUUGGUUGACCAAAAAGGAUAUUGUGGGCCGGGCCAGGGGCUUCCUGCCUUACGUAGGCAUCAUUACGAUCUUCAUGAACGAAUACCCUAAAGUCAAGUGGGCUAUUCUCUCCAUUUUGGCCAUUUUCGUGCUGCUGCAUCGGGAAUAGUUUGGGAUGCGUUUAUUUUGUAGGUUCAAUUUAUAAGUAGGGAGUGCACAAUCUCGAGCCUGUUUGCAUUUUCGUUUGAGUAUUCCGUCACCAUUUCCUUUACCUUCCCCGCAACAAAAACCACUGAAAACCGAAUGUUGUCCGGAUAUAAAUUCAAUAAAGAAAAAUGAUUUUUA